This is a messenger RNA of Microthlaspi erraticum, 417 nucleotides long. Lineage: Eukaryota; Viridiplantae; Streptophyta; Magnoliopsida; Brassicales; Brassicaceae. The record is from the annotation of a GenBank genome assembly.
AUGGGUCUUAUCUAUUCGCAAUGGAGGAAGAAGCGAAAGUACAAAAUGGGAAGGCAGCCUGCCAAUACAAAGCUGUCGACCAACAAGACAGUCAGAAGAUUCAGAGUUCGUGGAGGUAACGUCAAGUGGCGAGCGCUGAGACUCGAUACCAGUAACUAUUCUUGGGGAAGUGAAGCAGUUACUUGCAAGACCAGAGUCCUUGAUGUUGUCUACAACGCUUCCAAUAAUGACUUUGUUUGUGCAAACACACCUGUCAAGAGUGCCAUUGUUCACUUCGAUGCUGCUCCCUUCAAGCAGUGGUACCUCCAGUACUACGGUGUCGAAGUUGGCCGGAAGAAGAAGAAUGCUGCUUUUUCUGCCAAGAAGAAAGGAGAGGAAGGUGAUGAUGCAACAGCAGCUGCUUCCUGCUGUUCUUGA